This is a messenger RNA of Tinamus guttatus (white-throated tinamou), 810 nucleotides long. Lineage: Eukaryota; Metazoa; Chordata; Aves; Tinamiformes; Tinamidae. The record is from RefSeq and is a predicted model, not a curated record.
AUGGGUGACGCAGGACAGUGGCCACCAGUGACGCUGUCUGAGGGUCCCUUCUGGCAGCUCUGGGCCCUGCGGGUACCAGCCCCAGGCUGGGAGGAGCUCUCAGCGGGGGGCACCUGGCCCUUCUCGCCCUACGUCUCGGCCCCACGCGGGCGAGAAGCGUCGGAGCAGGAAAGAGGCCCCUUCCCGCGGCAGCUCCCGCCGCUCCGGGAGCCUGGGCACAGCCGAGUCGCUGCAGGGCCCAGACCCCUUUCCUUGAACAUCAUGCGGGAAACAGGAGACACCAGCAUCAUUAAGCAGCACCCACCUCGGAGACCUCAAGCUCUGGAGAAGUGGGGACAGGCCCCGAGACAGCUCCCUGGCAGACGGCAGCACUUGCACAAGCUGCGAAUGCUCGACUUGAACCGCAGGCGCCAGGAGGCUGAGCUGAAGAGAAAUCUCCACAGGGAAGCAAAAAUCAAUAAACAAAAAAUCAAGGAAUUCAACCCGAAGAAAGUCCUUGGCAACCUCCAGAGAGGCAGCAGCUCUGAAAGUCAAGACCUCAUUCCUCCAUCAUUUGCUCUUGAUGCCUGGUGUGGAAAUGCAUCACAUUCAGAGCAACAUAGCAGCGUUGAAUCUUCUCCAAGCAAGAGUAAAGUUGACAUGUGGUUCUGCCGGGAGCAGCCUGCAAGAGACCUGUUCUGGGAUAGCUCCAGCACUGGCUCAGAGGACUGGGAAAGGGAAGGGAAGACGUUUUAUCACAGACGGACCCUUGUGAGAACCAAAACAGAGAAGAUUCCUCUGUUUGAUGAGUUUAUCUUGGAUAAAGAGUAG